Molecule: messenger RNA, 2975 nt
Organism: Zerene cesonia (dogface butterfly)
Lineage: Eukaryota; Metazoa; Arthropoda; Insecta; Lepidoptera; Pieridae
Gene: Sec23
Product: protein transport protein Sec23A
Exons: 13
Coding region: 1-2322 (773 amino acids)
Biological process (GO): COPII-coated vesicle cargo loading; intracellular protein transport; COPII-coated vesicle budding
Cellular component (GO): endoplasmic reticulum exit site; COPII vesicle coat
Molecular function (GO): zinc ion binding; GTPase activator activity
Source: RefSeq, a predicted model, not a curated record
AUGGCGACGUACGAAGAGUUUAUACAGCAAAACGAAGAUCGAGAUGGAAUACGAUUUACAUGGAAUGUGUGGCCUUCGAGCAGAAUCGAAGCAACAAGGCUUGUGGUUCCCCUCGUUAGUUUGUACCAGCCGUUGAAGGAACGGCCGGAUCUUCCACCUAUUCAAUAUGAGCCAGUGCUAUGUACGCGCAAUACGUGUCGUGCUGUAUUGAAUCCUAUGUGCCAAGUUGACUAUAGAGCAAAGUUAUGGGUGUGCAACUUCUGCUUCCACAGAAAUCCUUUCCCUCCCCAAUAUGCUGCAAUAUCAGAACAACAUCAACCAGCCGAGCUGAUUCCUAAUUUCUCAACAAUAGAGUACACCAUAACUCGGGCACACAGCAUGCCCCCCAUCUUCCUUCUAGUUGUGGAUACUUGUAUGGAUGAAGAGGAACUUGGAGCAUUGAAAGAUUCCCUGCAAACCUCACUCAGCUUGAUGCCACAGAAUGCUCUUGUGGGCCUCAUAACCUUUGGACGUAUGGUUCAGAUACAUGAAUUGGGAUCUGAAGGAAUAUACAAGUGCUAUGUAUUCAAAGGUACAAAGGAUUUAACAGCCAAACAGAUUCAAGAGCAACUUGCCAUCGGAAGAGUGAAUGUACCCAACCCUCAGCAGAGACAAGUGGCCCCGGUGCCACAAACCCCUGCUCACCGAUUCCUGCAACCAGUUAAACAGUGUGAUAUGGCUCUAACUGACUUGUUAAGUGAAUUGGGCCGUGACCCCUGGCCACUGGGUGUCGGCAAACGUCCAUUGAGAAGCAGUGGAGUAGCUCUCUCUUUAGCUGUUGGGUUAUUGGAAGUAACCUAUCCUAAUACAGGAGCUAGGAUAAUGAUGUUCCUAGGUGGUCCUUGCUCUCAGGGCCCAGGUCAGGUUGUAAAUGAUGAAUUGAAGCAACCCAUUCGUUCUCAUCAUGACAUUCAGAAGGACAAUGCUAAGUACAUGAAGAAGGCUAUAAAACAUUAUGAGGCAUUAGCUUUGAGGUCUGCCACUAAUGGUCAUGCUAUUGAUAUUUAUUCAUGUGCGUUGGAUCAAACUGGUCUAAUGGAGAUGAAGCAAUGCUGCAAUUCUACUGGUGGUCACAUGGUAAUGGGAGAUUCAUUUAAUUCAUCUCUAUUCAAACAAACAUUCCAACGUGUGUUUGCUAAGGACCAGAAAGGCGAUUACAAAAUGGCAUUCAACGGAACUAUGGAAGUUAAAUGCAGUAGGGAACUUAAGAUCUCCGGAGCGAUUGGUUCAUGCGUGUCCCUCAAUGUGAAAGGGCCCUGUGUCUCUGAUCAAGAGGUUGGCAUGGGCAACACCUGCCAGUGGAAGAUGUGCACUUUUACACCUAGCACCACCAUGGCUAUUUUCUUUGAGGUGGUGAAUCAACACGCCGCGCCGGUACCACAAGGUGGACGUGGCUGUGUUCAGUUCAUCACCAACUACCAACACUCCAGUGGACAGAGACGCAUCAGAGUUACUACAAUUGCACGCAACUGGGCGGACCCCGCGGUGAACCUGCCGCACAUAUCGGCCGGCUUCGACCAGGAGGCGGCGGCGGUGGUGAUGGCGCGGCUGGUGGUGUACCGCGCCGACCACGAGGACGGGCCCGACGUGCUGCGCUGGCUCGACCGGAUGCUCAUACGAUUGUGCCAAAAAUUCGGCGAGUACGGCAAGGACGAUCCCAAUAGCUUCCGUCUCUCCGAGAACUUCAGCUUGUACCCGCAGUUCAUGUACCACCUGCGGAGGUCGCAGUUCCUGCAGGUGUUCAAUAACUCGCCCGAUGAGACCACUUUCUAUAGGCACAUGCUGAUGCGCGAGGACCUCACCCAAUCGCUGAUCAUGAUCCAGCCGAUCCUCUACUCUUAUAGCUUCGGUGGACCUCCGGAGCCUGUGCUGUUGGAUACCUCGUCCAUACAACCUGACCGCAUUCUGCUCAUGGACACCUUCUUCCAAAUACUUAUAUAUCACGGAGAGACGAUAGCGCAAUGGCGCGCGCUCCGCUACCAAGACAUGGCGGAGUACGAGAGCUUCGCGCAGCUGCUGCGCGCGCCCGUCGACGACGCGCAGGAGAUACUGCAGACGCGCUUCCCCGUGCCGCGCUACAUCGACACGGAGCACGGCGGCUCGCAGGCACGAUUCCUGUUGUCUAAAGUGAACCCAUCGCAGACACACAACAAUAUGUAUGCCUACGGAGGGGCGAUGCCGGUACCAUCUGCGGACGGUGGCGCCCCCGUGCUUACAGAUGACGUUUCGCUGCAAGUGUUCAUGGAGCACUUGAAAAAGCUAGCUGUGUCCUCAACAGCCUAACAAAAACCUAAAACUGGUCAAUUUAUAAAGGACUGGUUAUCAAAUAGGUAGUACUAGGCACUAGAAGGCUUUAGUCCACGAGCAUUCUUUUACUUGUGUGCUUAAAUAAGGCAAAUAUAUAAAGAAAUUCAAAGCAAUUACAAAUUAUUAUAACGAAAUCAUCUCAAUUUAUAAUGGUAUUGGUAGAUUAACCGGUUUCAAAUGACUUCGCAUCAGGUAGGUAUUAGUGUCAUAAUAUUUCCGAUUAAAUAUAAUAUUUUACACAUUUCAACGUUAUGGAAUUGUAUAUAAGACUAUGAGACGUAUUUGCGAUUAGAUUUAAGUGUAAAUUAUGUGUAUUUUAAUAAAAUAAUCGCUAUAAAUUGUUAUAACCGAUUCGCUGUAGUUUUUGUCUUUUUAACAAUUAUUGUAUUUAAAGAUAUAGUAAAUCUAAAUUGAUUAUAUAGCGAAAUAUAAAAAUAAAUACUUUAAUAUAAAACAUCAGUAUCGAAUUUAUGUUUUAGACUUUUUGCUUCGUCUUUGAUCGUACAUUUUGAAAUCUCUCGUGCAACAGUAACUUCUGGGUUCACUUUAGCUGAUAUCAUCUUUUUUUAUCUUAGUGUUACAUCUUUAUAUUCUUUGUAAUUAUAUUGAAUAAAUGUUUAUUAAAUGGA